Ananas comosus (pineapple) is the source of this 2018-nucleotide messenger RNA. RefSeq names its product protein arginine N-methyltransferase 5. NCBI's taxonomy places the organism in Eukaryota, Viridiplantae, Streptophyta, Magnoliopsida, Poales, Bromeliaceae. Gene Ontology annotation, biological process: regulation of DNA-templated transcription; peptidyl-arginine N-methylation. The transcript has 22 exons. The record is from RefSeq and is a predicted model, not a curated record. Gene Ontology annotation, cellular component: nucleus; cytosol. The coding region runs from base 1 to 1809 and encodes 602 amino acids.
AUGCGAAGGCCCCGUUGUUCUUCCUGUCGCGGCGUCCGACCUCGUUCUCACGUCGUCGGAAAAGUGAGCUCCUGGAUUGACCUGGAUUCAGAGGAUGAGCAGCUUCGUCUGGACUCGGAGAUCACGUUGAAGCAGGAAAUCGCAUGGGCUUCUCACCUCUCCUUGCAGGCCUGCCUUCUUCCUCCCCCCAAGAGAUAUUCUUGCGGUAAUUAUGCAAGAUGUGUAAAUCAAAUCUUGCAAGGUAUGAGCAAUAUGCAGUUGUGGCUCAGAAUACCCCUGGAGAAGUCUGAACUGAUGGAGGAUGAUUCAACGAAUGCAGCUUCUAAACAUCCUAGUGAAGGAACUUUUGACUCGUGGGAGUUGUGGAAUUCCUUUCGGCUGUUAUGCGAGCAUCAUACUCAGCUGUCCAUAGCUCUUGACAUUUUGAGUUCGCUACCAUCGAUAAACUCACUUGGCCGAUGGUUUGGUGAACCAGUCAGAUGUGCGAUCCUCCAAACAAGUUCCUUUCUAACAAAUGCUAGAGGGUACCCUUGUCUAUCGAAGCGCCAUCAGAAAUUAGUGAUGGGUUUCUUUAAUCAUUCUAUCCAGAUAGUAUUAUCUGGAACUUCACUUCAUAAUGUUUCUCAAGAAAUAUCUGAAGACUUGCUCGUAGGUGACAACAAUAACCAUCUUGAAGGUAUGCCUGUUCAUCAUGCGUUGAGGCCUUAUCUUGAUUAUGUUGCAUACCUAUACCAAAAGAUGGACCCACUUCCUGAACAAGAACGCUUUGAGAUUGGUUAUAGGGACUUUUUACAGUCUCCUUUGCAGCCUCUCAUGGAUAAUCUUGAGGCACAAACUUAUGAGACAUUCGAGAAAGACACAGUGAAAUAUAGCCAGGAACUCAUCUUACUAUCUGUAUCUGGACAGUACCAAAGAGCAAUUUCUAAAGCUUUGGUUGACAGAGUGCCUGAUGAAGCAGCCUCUACAACAAAGACGGUGCUAAUGGUUGUUGGAGCGGGACGAGGACCAUUAGUAAGAGCAUCAUUGCAGGCUGCUGAAGAAACAGGUCGGAAGUUAAAAGUUUAUGCUGUGGAGAAAAAUCCAAAUGCUGUUAUAACCCUUCAUAGCUUGGUCAAAUUGGAGGGGUGGGAAAGUGUGGUCACCAUUGUUUCUAGUGACAUGCGUUCUUGGGAUGCCCCUGAAAAGGCUGAUAUAUUGGUGAGCGAGUUACUGGGCUCCUUUGGCGACAAUGAACUGUCUCCUGAGUGUCUAGAUGGGGCACAAAGAUUUCUGAAACCAGAUGGCAUUUCGAUUCCAUCAUCAUAUACAAGUUUUAUUCAGCCAAUAACAGCAUCAAAGCUAUACAAUGAUGUUAAAUCGCAUAAAGACCUUGCAAAUUUUGAAACUGCUUAUGUUGUCAAGUUGCAUCGAGUAGCAAGACUCGCUUCCUCUCAACCAGUAUUUACUUUUAAUCAUCCAAAUUAUUCAUCGAAGAAUAACAACCAAAGGUAUAAGAAACUGCAGUUUGUGAUACCAGCGGAUACAGGAUCAGCUCUGGUACAUGGAUUUGCUGGAUACUUUGAUGCUACCUUAUAUAAAGACGUACAUCUCGGUAUCGAACCAUCUAUGGCUACACCGAAUAUGUUCAGUUGGUUUCCAAUCUUUUUUCCACUGAGGAAGCCUAUAUGUGUUCCUCCAGAAUCACCUAUAGAAGUUCAUUUCUGGCGGUGCUGUGGUGCUACAAAGGUCUGGUAUGAGUGGUGUGUAACGUCCCCAUCUCCCUCGGCCAUCCACAACAGCAGCGGCCGGUCUUACUGGGUCGGCCUAUGAGCCCAGUCUUCGUAUUUGAAAUGUCUACUUUGCUUGCAGGACUGCUGAAUUAGAUACCACUCUUAAUUAUUUCGAAGGGGAAAAGGGGAAAAAAUGCUUCAGAGGACUGUAACUGGAUCAGUUUCUUGAGUACCAGUUGUAUUUGGAACACAAAUUUUGUAAUAUUAUUAUCAUUUUUUCUUUGAGACAUGGUCACCCAGCUGAUCCAA